Molecule: messenger RNA, 201 nt
Organism: Aureobasidium uvarum
Lineage: Eukaryota; Fungi; Ascomycota; Dothideomycetes; Dothideales; Saccotheciaceae
Source: the annotation of a GenBank genome assembly
AUGUCUGAAGACUCCGUCAAAGCUCCAGCACCUAGCAUGGCAGACGAAAAAGGCCUUUCACAUACACAUACUCGGACAGACAAUGGCGUGGGAGAGAUCCAUGAUCUUACUCAACUCGGUUACAAACCUGAGUUGACGAGGAAUAGAUCCAUGCUCACCUUGUUGUUCCAAUCUCUCGCCAUAGCUGCUAUCCGUACGUAG